AUGAAGACGAAAUCGCACAGCAGCGAAGAAGUAGCCAUCUUUGAAACUCGGCUGGAUGAGCUGCUUCAACGCUGCGUCAUCCGCAACCAACAAAUAGAGGAAAUUCGGCGCUUUGCCAGCCUUCGUCGACAGCAAAAGCAGCAGGAGGACGGUCGUCAGCGGCAACUAGUUCACGACUGGCUUCAGGUCUUGGCAGCGAAGAAUAAAACCAAAAUCCGAGCACAAAGAUUUAAUAUCCGUGAAUGGUCUUUCAAGAAUUUUAGUGCCUUCGCUACCAUCGCCAAAGAGGCUAUCAACCCCGCGUUCACGAUCUGCAUUAGCAAGUGGCAGCUGUGA
This is a messenger RNA of Phytophthora infestans T30-4, 336 nucleotides long. RefSeq lists its product as uncharacterized. Bases 1 to 336 code for a protein of 111 amino acids. The record is from RefSeq and is a predicted model, not a curated record. NCBI's taxonomy places the organism in Eukaryota, Oomycota, Peronosporomycetes, Peronosporales, Peronosporaceae. The transcript has 3 exons.